CUUAAUACGUAAGAAAUAUGGGUUAGAUUGGAUUUUUAGUUGUUACAACUCGUAAAAAUGUUAUGUUUUACAUUUAAUGAAGCUGGAGAAUCGGUUUCUUCGAAAUACAAUCGAAUCUAUCUGUCGUAACCUUCAUUUAUUUAGCUUGGGAGCCUUGUUCAAUACAAUCUGAGGAAUGAUUACUUGUCCCAUCAACUGUUAAGAUUUAACCUACAGAAGAAUAUUGGAGCCAAAUAGCAAUCUUAUGCAAUGUAUCACCAUAUUUCGGUUUUGCGCGCUAAAUAAUUUCUUAAAUUGCUUUAAUUGCUUUGCAACAAUCGAAACUCAUAACUCUAAAAUUUACCAUGUGGCAAACGAAAGGGUCACUUGUAGCAAUCAAUAACUCAGAAAGACCAGAAAGACUUUUUCGGAAAUUGUAUAAAUACCCCUCUAGAUUCUCCAAAAGAAUCAUUUAACCAGGUAGUUAUUUUUCUUUGAAAUUAUAUAACAACAUAAUUAAAAUGUCAGACUUAGGUAGAAAGAACAUCUCCGAUAAAAUCAGCGAAUCAGUUACUCCAGACUCUCAAAAGAGUACCCUUGAUAAGGCGAAAGAAACUGUUACUGAUAAAGUCGAUUCAUUUGCUGCUAACAACACCCCUGAAAACCAAAAAUCAUUCGCUCAAACAACUGCAGAUGCUGCUCAAAAAGGAAGCGAUGAUGCUAAAGCUGCUGUCCAAGAACAUCAACAAUCAUUGGGGGAAACUGCUGCCGAAUAUGUUGAACAAGCAAAGGAACAAAUUACCAAUGCAGCUCAAUAUGUUUCGGGUGUUGUUUCUGGUGCUCAAGAAGGGGCCAAGACUGGUGCUGAAAGCGCUUCCAAGUAAUACCGUCAUAACACAUCACGGUUUCAAUUUUGUCAUGUAUGUUAAGAAUAUAUAGUGUAUUUAUCUUCAAUAAAUAAAUUAAGACAAAAUUUCUUUAUUACUCUCAGACCAUGUAAACAGCUUAAUUUUGCAGUCAGAAUAAAAUAGACUUCAAUGCUCUCUGAAUGAUACCAGAAGCUCUCAAAAGAAAUUAAAUUCAAUUAAGG
Messenger RNA from Scheffersomyces coipomensis, 1069 nucleotides. RefSeq names its product lipid-binding protein. The transcript has a single exon. Lineage: Eukaryota; Fungi; Ascomycota; Pichiomycetes; Serinales; Debaryomycetaceae. The coding region runs from base 501 to 863 and encodes 120 amino acids. The record is from RefSeq and is a predicted model, not a curated record.